This is a messenger RNA of Botrytis deweyae, 1311 nucleotides long. RefSeq lists its product as uncharacterized. Lineage: Eukaryota; Fungi; Ascomycota; Leotiomycetes; Helotiales; Sclerotiniaceae. The record is from RefSeq and is a predicted model, not a curated record. Bases 1 to 1311 code for a protein of 436 amino acids. The transcript is spliced from 2 exons. Gene Ontology annotation, molecular function: heme binding; iron ion binding; monooxygenase activity.
AUGCUCCAUAAGGACAUCCAUAUCGUCACUUCAGCCGACUUUAUUCCAUCUCUUCAUCGUCAAUACAAAGCAAUUUCGCUAUGGGAGUUGGAAGCGCAAUUCACAGUGAAACUGGCUGGCCUGACUAAAGCUGCAGCAGACAGGAUGCACACUAAUAUGUCCUCAGAAGAGAAUCCAAGUCUGAUGCUUCAAGGAAUCAAGGUGAUCCAGAGUACACUCGCUUCCACAGAAUCAAUAAAAAAAAUGCUUCGUAUUGGAACACAAGUUACGAAGGAUCAACUAGAUAAUUGGGCAAAUCCAGCUGAAAAUAAUCAAAACAAGAAGGUCAACUUAUUAGAAUGGUUGCAACACGAAUUGACCCUUGUUAUUACAGACAGUUUGUAUGGAGACAAGAAUCCUUUCCGGGAUCCAGAGGUCGAAGCAGGAUUUUGGGCUUUCUCUGACGGUUCAUUGAAACUUCUAUUACCCGAGUUCCUGACGAAGUUCAUCGCUACUGAAGCUGUACAUGGUCGGGCUGCAGUUGUAAAGGGAUUCCAAGACUACUUCUCGAGCGACGGACAAACUGGAGGCUCAGAUCUCAUGAAGAAUAGAUUUGAACUGUUAGUCGACCAUACGGAUAGUCGUCACAGCGACCUGGCGAAAAAUGAAAAUCUGAUCAAUGUCGCAUCCUUAUCCAACACAGUUCCUUCGGCGUUUUGGGUUAUUUAUCAUUUAUUUUCUGAUGCCAAUCUUCUCGAGCAGGUCCGGACCCAAGUAGGAGAACUGACAACAUCAGAAGUUUCGGCCGAAGGAAAGACAAUCCGUACGAUCAACCUACAGAAGCUGAUUCAACUACCAAUCCUCUCCUCGUUGAUUUUGGAAACUCUGAGGUUCCGAUCAACUGGUACUGGACCUCGCCUCGUUAUGGAAGACACCUUUGUCGGUAAAGAUCAACAAUACCUACUCAAGAAAGAUUCCCUGGUAAUCAUCGCAAACAAUAGACUACACUUUGACAAGCGUGCAUGGGGAGAGACGGCAGAUUCCUUUCGUUUUGAUCGAUUCUACGGCAAAACUCCUGCAAACGCAUUCCGUGUCUUUGGAGGAGGAGCGAAUAGGUGUCCAGGUCAGGGAAUUGUGACAAAUAUCAUUGCCGCUUUCGCAGGAAUGUUUGCGAUGAGAUUUGAUAUUAUUCCGGAUGGAAAUGAUUGGACUGACCCGGGCCAAGAUCUCGAAAACAUGUCUACCCAGUCAGGUCCGCCCAAGAAGGAGUUUAUGGUUAAUAUAGUACCCAGGGAGAGUGCGAAGGAUGUGGUAUGGAGCUUCGAAAUGUAG